GAAUUUGCUUACCCAAAUCCCAAAACCCCCUGAUAUGUUUACAGAAGAAGCCAAGCGAAGAACCUCACCAAGUCACCAAUCCCAACCACCGAGUGGCGCGGCUGCUCCUCAGCCGACGCUUUCAGGCCACUCACCGCCGAUUUCAGAUCCGGUAACCCUUCACUUCUUCCACGCCCACUCACUACGUGAAUUUUUUUAAUCCAUGAAGGAUUCAACAAGUAAGGGUGUGAACUGGUUUGAAGGAAUCAUUCCAGACGUCAAUGAUAACAUGUUUCAGGGCACAUUUAGAUAUGUUGAAAACCAUGUGAAUAAUGUGGGUGGUACUUUGAAAAAAUUAUGUUCUGAUGUUGUCCAAGAUUUUCUUCCUCUUUCAGCGGAUCCUGUAAAAUGUGAAGCUAAAGAACUGGUUCCAGAAGGAGGUGCCUCCAGUACCCUUACAAAGAAUAACUCGGCGAUUAGUAUUGAGAAUUUUUUUUCAGAUCUUGUUGUAGGAAAAUCACCAGUGGUGAUUGAUGCAAUUGAUCAUGAUGUGGAUUUAUCUACAAAUGAAAAGUCCACAGAUGCCCAUGAAGCUUCAGAAUCCGCAUUAGCAACCUGGAAAAUUAAUGAGUUGACAACUGAAGACUCAGGUUUGAGCGUUGACCUAAACACCAUAGAAGAGUCUGUAGUUGGAUCAGUUGAGCUAACUUCCCAUGAUGUAGAAUACAUUGAAGAAUCAACACUUGAUGAGUUUAUUGGAAAUAAUCAUGAUAAUUCUGAUCAAUUUAAAAAUGUAGAGACUUCAGGCUCUGGAUUAGUACCUGCUUUGACAAAGAGAAACUCAGAUUUCAUCAUUGACGAAAAUGCUAUAAAGGAAUCUACAGAUGAUUCUGAGCUGACUUUUCCUAGUGUGACAGAAUCUAUUGAAGCAUCCUUAAUUGAUAAAUCCAUAGAAACCAAUAAUGAAAAGGACUGCGUUGUUUCCACUGCAGAUGCAGUUGCUCUUGUGGAGAAGCAGCAGCUUAAUCACGGUUAUGUGUCUGCUGAACAUCAUAAUGCAGAUCACUUGUCAAUGCAUACCGAUGAAACUUCAGACUCGGUAUUAGCAUCUGUGGAAUUCAACAGCUUGACUCAUGAAAACUCAGACCUGAACAAUGAUGUAAACUCCAUAAAGGAGUCUGCGGAUGGAGGAUUGGAGCUAACUUCUUCUGAUGUGAAUGAAUCCUCUAAAGCAUCAUCAGUUGAUGGACCCACUGAAGCUAAUCAUGAAGAUGAAUGUAUGUUUUCGGUGAAUGUUGCUCUGCCAACUUCAAUUCAAAAUCUAGAGAAUGAACAAUGUUCAGGAGUCUUGUGUGAUAUCAUUGCUGAUGAUGCAGAAUGUUAUUUUAGUACUUCGAGUAUCCCAUCUGAAAUAGUUACUUCAUUUGUAAGUGAAGACACUGUAACAGGAACAGGACAUGUUUCCUCCACCAGUUCCAGUUUAAGGAAUUCUACUAGUCUCCCUGGAUAUUCAUCUGAUAUCUUAUUUGCUGGAGCAAACUUUUGUUGUGUCUCUGAAACCUCAAGCGGGUUCCUUUCUUCUACACCAGCCUCAGUUGUGUCAAUUAAUGAAGAGGCACUAAGGAAGCAACUUAUUUCCUCCUGUACUCUCCUACCAUUGGAUACAACUGAUGGCUCCAAUGUUGAUGUUUCUGACUCUUGCAUGGAAACUAUUGACUUAUGCGAUGAGAUGAAGCUUGCAGAGAGCUGUGUCCUUGUAGAUGAUAGUACUCUUCAUGCCACAUCUCGCAGAGCUCGAAAGCUUGAGUCAUACACGAAAAAGAUACAAAACAUGUUUGCUUCGAAGAAGAGGCUGGCAAAGGAGUACGAACAGCUAGCAAUCUGGUUUGGAGACGCCGAUAUUAAUUCCAGCCAAGAUUCAUCACCUGACUUACACAAUCUACAAACUCUUCACGCACGUGAUUCAGAAUGGGAGCUACUGUAAAUAAUAAAAGAAAUUGUUCUGGCAUAUGUAAAUAACUGCAAAAGAAGGACUGGUUUCAUCGAUUUUUUCUACUCAAUCUAAAUUGCCAGUAUAGUAAUUUAUUAUGGUUGAGGCACUCUACUCUCUUUUGACUAGAAACAGAUAAAAUAAGGUAGUUAUGCAGCAAAGUAUGACUACUGUUGACAGCUCUGUGGUACAAAAUUACUCGUGCACCUUUUUUAAAUCAGAAAUAAAUGAGAAUUGGAAAAACAAAAUUCAUAUUC
Humulus lupulus (European hop) is the source of this 2226-nucleotide messenger RNA. RefSeq lists its product as uncharacterized. The record is from RefSeq and is a predicted model, not a curated record. The transcript has 5 exons. The coding region runs from base 203 to 1963 and encodes 586 amino acids. Lineage: Eukaryota; Viridiplantae; Streptophyta; Magnoliopsida; Rosales; Cannabaceae.